GAACAAAUCACUUUUGCAACGUUACAAAAUCUGUUACUCGCCUUGCAUUCUUUUCUUUACGCACAAUCGUUGACGUCCAUCUCAUUAUUCUCAUUGUCACCACUCUUGCUGAGAACGAUCUGUUGUUCAUCCAUGUCUGCGUCUGUCUCAAAGUUAAGCUUCGGUACCGUUGUCAUGAUCAUAUUUGUCCUCAUGGUCAUGAUCACCAUCCUCGGCAUACUCUUGCUUGUCAUCGUGUGUAUCCGUCGCCACAACGAUCGCUACGCCUGCCACUCGUUCUCGAGAUUUCCCCGGAGCAAGGAGAGUACGGACGACGAUUCAACUGUCUCUAUCACCCCUUCCCGUCCGACAGUCGUUGGUCUUGCCUCCACCAAGGGCUUUCCUAUUAUACAUAUGACUGUCACUCCACCUACCCCAGCGCAAGUUCUCACACGGUCAGACAAGCUUUAUUCUUGCAAGAAGGAUGAGGUGCACGAGUUGCCUUUCAACAGCCACAGCGAUGACAUAGUAGUGUAUGGCGAUGGACUGAAUGCCGCAAAUGAAAACAUUCUUAAAGAAAACCAUCACGAAGACGGGGAGGUAUGCAAAAAAUUGUUGGACUCCAUGGGUCACGAGGUUAUCAACCUUCGCCACUUGCCAUCACCGCCGCUAACCCACAGCGCCCGUAAAGGGCUGGACUCAUCCACUUUCGAAGCAAAAGCUUCCCCCGCUCGGAUCAAUCCCAACCGCCGCGCACCGCGCCAGAAGGGUGGCAACACGUACUUUCACUUAGCCACUUCUUGA
Messenger RNA from Suillus discolor, 783 nucleotides. RefSeq lists its product as uncharacterized. The transcript has 3 exons. Lineage: Eukaryota; Fungi; Basidiomycota; Agaricomycetes; Boletales; Suillaceae. The coding region runs from base 133 to 783 and encodes 216 amino acids. The record is from RefSeq and is a predicted model, not a curated record.